CGAGACAAAUCUUACUUACAAUAGUGAAUAACAAGUGUUUAUUUGUGAACGCAGCUUGGGAUGGGAAGUGCGUUGGAGACAUUGUGUGGGCAAGCCGUUGGAGCGGGUAAACUAGACAUGUUGGGUGUGUACAUGCAAAGAUCAUGGGUCAUCCUCAACACAACUGCCCUCCUCCUUUGCCUUUUAUACAUUUUUGCGCGCCAACUCCUAAAAGCCAUCGGAGAAACAACCGCAAUUGCCGAGGCGGCCGGCGUUUUCGCCGUCUGGAUGAUCCCGCAGCUGUUCGCCUACUCCAUGAAUUUUCCAAUUCAGAAGUUCUUGCAAGCACAAAGCAAGAUUAUGGUCAUGGCUUGGAUUUCCGCCGCGGCGCUCGUAGCGCACGCGGGGCUAAGCUGGGUCUUGAUGCUUAAAGUGGGGUGGGGCCUUGUUGGUGCGGCGGUGGUUUUGAAUGUGACGUGGUGGUUCAUAGUUGUGGAUCAGUUGGCAUAUAUAUUUGGUGGUAGUUGCGGUGAAGCGUGGAGUGGCUUCUCCUUGCAAGCAUUUCAUAAUCUUUGGGGUUUUCUUCGUCUCUCAUUUGCCUCUGCUGUCAUGCUUUGCCUGGAAGUUUGGUACUUUAUGGCCCUAAUUCUGAUGGCUGGUUAUCUCAAGAACCCAGAAGUUGCGGUGGAUGCAAUGUCCAUUUGCAUGAACAUAUUGGGAUUGACAGUGAUGUUAGCAUUCGGAAUGAAUGCAGCAGUAAGUGUGAGAGUGUCAAAUGAAUUGGGGGCAGGUCAUCCAAGAACAGCGAAAUUCGCUGUAGCUGUGGCUGUGAUUAGUUCAUUUGCGAUUGCUUUAGUGCUCUCCAUGAUUCUCGUCAUAUUCAGGAAGCAAUACCCUUCACUGUUUUCAACGGACGAAGAUGUGAAAGAGCUUGUGAUAGAGCUGACACCCAUGUUGGCGUUGUGCAUUAUAAUCAACAACGUGCAACCAGUUCUUUCAGGUGUGGCUGUUGGGGCAGGCUGGCAAGCUAUCGUUGCUUGUGUCAACAUUGCUUGCUACUACAUUUUUGGUAUUCCUCUUGGACUUCUUUUGGGCUUCAUGCUUGACUUGGGUGUCCUUGGAAUUUGGUCUGGAAUGUUGUCUGGGAUAGUCCUACAAACUUGUGUGCUAUUCUUCAUGAUCUACAAAACGAAUUGGAAUAAAGAGGCUUCUCUUGCUGAAAAUAGGAUAAAGAAGUGGGGAGGUUAUAAAGAUACAAAAGUGAAUCAGAUUGUGGAGGAUAUUCAAGAAGCAUGAAAGCAUUCCUAAUUCCAACUAGCACUUUACAUAUACCACAUGUUUAAUUUGUUUUCAGUUCACGUGUUAAUUUCAUUUACAAAAAUCAA
Messenger RNA from Arachis ipaensis, 1364 nucleotides. RefSeq names its product protein DETOXIFICATION 29-like. NCBI's taxonomy places the organism in Eukaryota, Viridiplantae, Streptophyta, Magnoliopsida, Fabales, Fabaceae. Gene Ontology annotation, biological process: xenobiotic detoxification by transmembrane export across the plasma membrane. Gene Ontology annotation, cellular component: membrane. The record is from RefSeq and is a predicted model, not a curated record. Gene Ontology annotation, molecular function: antiporter activity; xenobiotic transmembrane transporter activity.